AUGAUUAUCCCUCAUCUAAUAGGCGGUGUGUAUGGUGGAGAAGCGACAAUCAAGGCACGUUUAUUACCGUUUCUUAGCCUUGAAGCAUCCUAUCUCAAUGGUUUAUUAAGCAAUACCGGUUCGGAUAUAUAUCCAUUGGCUUGGUGGCGUUAUCCAUAUUCGCAUCUUCAUACAGAUGCUGAAUUUCAAACAUUGGCUAAUGAAUAUGAUAGAAAUUUAAGUGAACUUGAACUCGAUUUACGUCAUGCCAAUGUUGACAAUGCUCGGCUCGAAGCCGAACUCGAACAAACACGAGCUGAACUUAUUGAUGAACGAUAUAAAGCAACAGAUGAAAAGAUUUUUACCGAAACUGAAUUGGCUAAUUUACGAACACGAUUAAGUGAUGCUGAAUUUCGACUUUCACUUGAACGUUAUAAACCACGAUCAAUUCUGGUUGAUGAAUACGAACGAGAAAUUCGUCGUUUACGUGAUGAUAUUGAAUUUGCUCAAAGACGUUCACGAGCUCGAUCUCUUUCGCCAAUUCCUACUUAUGUACGACGACGUUCAUUGUCACCAACACGUUCAUUACUUUCAUUAUCAUCAUCAGAUGAUUCUUUACAAAAAAUUCGUGAAAAUACAUUAAUUCAACGUUUUAAUGAUUUAUAUGCACGAGAACGUCUUGAUGCUAUUGACAUACUUCGACAAGUAUCCGAUGAUUAUGAAAUGAAUCAACGUAUAUGUUUUAAUAUAAUUCAAGAAGCUUUUUCGGUAUCGAAACGUCGUUUUGUUGAAUGGAAAUUACGUCUUCGUUCUCAAUUGGCCAUAACAGUUUCAGCUGCUGAUUCACUUGAAGAUGCUACUCAAGAUUAUAUUAAUCGAAAUCUUGACUAUUUUGAAUUAACUACUAUUAUAUCAGAAGUAAUUGAUAAUUUACAUCGUAAUCCUCGAUUAAGUUUACCACUUGGUGUAACUUAUUCUUUGGUUCAUACAUAUAUACGAGAAGCAUGUCGCAUUGCUUGGCAUAUGGCAUGUCUUGUUUAUCCAUUAGAUGUUGCAUUUGCUAGUGACGCUGAAGUAUUUGAUGAAACUAAAUAUCGACGCAGCUACGAUUCGGAAUAUGCAGCACCACUUGUUGAUCAUCAUAUAUGGCCAGCAUUAAUGCAAGGUUCACGAGUUAUUGCUAAGGGCGAAGCAUGUACAAAACGGGGUGCUUCAUUGAGUCGUUCUCGAGCAUCAAGCCCAACUCGUCGAGGUUAUUCGAGCCCUAUUCGAAGCCGAUCGAUUAGUCCGGUACGUCGAUCACGUGCCACCAGUCCGGUGCCAUAUUCAUCCCUUUAUCGUGAGUAUUAA
This is a messenger RNA of Rotaria sp. Silwood2, 1329 nucleotides long. NCBI's taxonomy places the organism in Eukaryota, Metazoa, Rotifera, Eurotatoria, Philodinida, Philodinidae. The record is from the annotation of a GenBank genome assembly.